CUGGCCAAAAGUUUGAGGUUUUGUUCUAAGGAAGCUGAUACUUGAGAAUUAUUUUACUUAUCACCUUUAGGACAGAUAAUCUGGUAUAUUCAGCUUGGCUUUUUUUGUAUUAAACAAAUAUAACAUUUGUGUUUUAUGUUUCCAGGCUGCAUUAUUACUAUAUCUGGUCGUAUGACUUUCACGAGCAAUAAAUCUAUGGAGAUUGAAGUAUUUGUGGAUGCAGAUACCUUAGUUGGCGAGUCCCAAGAAAAAUAUCGCGCAGUCAGUGCAUUUUUCACCUAUGUAUCUUUAAGCAAAGAAGCAAAACCUCUCCCAGUCCCUCAAAUACUGGUAUGUAUGUUCUUCAUUUGUUGUAUCUGUAAAUUGAAUUUUUUGUCAUAUUGUAAUUUCUAAUAUUAUUGUACAGUACUGUCGGGGAAGAUAUAUUAAAAUACUCAUCUCCAUGUAUUCAGCAAUGAAAUUUUUGAAACCUUUUUUUUUUGUUUUUACAAAAACAUUAGGUUUUAUAAAGAGUUCUGUUAACUUUUUUUUAAAUGUAAAAGGUAUCAUCAAAUUUCUGUAAGAAAACAAUCUAUCAAUGUCAUCUUGAAAAAUACUAUUUCACCCUAGUAGUGAGGGCAAUAAAAUAUACCCAGCUUAGGGUUUUAUUUUAUUUAUUUUUGUUUCACUCACUAUGAUUAGUAACUGUAGAUAAUCAACAAUUGAAGGAAAGAAAAUGUCACUCAUCCUAUAAAUAUAAAACACAAAUUUAUAAUUUUCCAAGGUAUAAUUAGAGGGACACUAUAGUCACCAAAACAACUGCUUAAUAUAGUAGUUUUGAUGUAUAGAUCAUGCCCCAGCAAUCUUAACACUCAAUUCUCUGCCAGUUAGGAGUCUAAUCACCUUGUUUGUGCAGCCCUAGCCACACCUCCCUGCAUGUGACUUGCUCAGACUUUAUAAACAUUUCCUGCAAAAAGUCAUCUAAUGUUUACACUUCUUUAAUUGCAAAUUCUGUUUGAUUUAGAAUGUCUUAUCUCCUGCUCUGUUAAUCACUUAGGAAACACUACAGGAGCCUCCUGUAUGUGUAAGUAAAUGGGAUUUAUAUGAAAGAAUAGAUAGAUGAAUAGAUUUAAAGGACCACUCUAGGCACCCAGACCACUUCAGCUUAAUGAAGUGGUCUGGGUGCCAGGUCCAGCUAGGGUUAACCCAUUUUUUCAUAAACAUAGCAGUUUCAGAGAAACUGCCAUGUUUAUGAAUGGGUUAAGCCUUCCCAAAUUUCCUCUAGCGGCUGUCUCAUUGACAGCCACUAAGCAUGCGAUAACUUCUCACUGUGAUUUUCACAGUGAGAACAUAGCGUCCAUAAAGCGUAAAUGCUUUCCUAUGCGACAGUGAGCUCUUGUAGCGCAGCUCUUGCCUUGUCUUGCGCAUUCAGCCGAGGAAGAAGAAGAAGGAGGAGGAGAGGAGGCAGAGAGCUCCCCGCCCAGCGCUGGAAAAAGGUAAGUUUUUAACCCUUUCCCCUUUCCAGAGCUGGGCGGGAGGGGGUCCCUGAGGGUGGGGGCACCCUCAGGGCACUAUAGUGCCAGGAAAACGAGUAUGUUUUCCUGGCACUAUAGUGGUCCUUUAAUGGAUGGGUAUAAAGUUGGAUGAAUGGGUGAAUAGAUUGAAGAGUGCCAGUCACGAUUGGUGGAUAGAUUAAAUAACUGAAAUUGAUUAGAUUGGUGUGAUAUACAGAAUAGAUUAGAUGAAUGGAUGGACAGAUGGAAAUAGAUACAUCGGUAAAUGGAAUGAUAUAAAUGUGACAAGAUGGGAAAAUUUAGAAUUGGAAGAUGUAUGCUGUUAUAAACAAAGAGAUAGACUUGAAAGAAACGAAGAGUAACCCAACCAGGAGAGCUUGGUCACAGGUAUCUAGAAUAAUUUGAAUUUCUCCGUUGCUACAGAAGAUUAUAUAAACCUUUGAAAUAUUGUUAUAGUUUUAUAUAAGAUCAUUUCAGAAGAGCUCUGCAGAACAAUCUGUUUAACGCUGCUUAAAUUAGCUCCUGAUAAAAAGUCAAUGAAAUUAUGUUUAUUUUCAUCACGUUGUGUUUUUACAAGUGUGUGCAUUUUCUUUCACCUCUUAACAAUAGGAGUGUAAUGUAAAGAAUUUAACAAGGUUUUACAGGAAACGUGUUUUCUCGCCUUCAAGAAAGUGCUAAUAUUAAUCUAAUGCAUACUUUUUUAGACAUUUAGAGAAUAAUGAACAGAUCGACUUUUAAUCAGAGAAGACUUGUAGGGUAGCUGAUCAUUUGGUUUUCAUUCCAAACCAAGUGAGAGUUUCCUCAUUAUCUCUGUUAACAUACAUAGCCGGUCCCAGGUAAGACCCACUUUGCCAAAAGGAGAUUAUUCCUUCCUGAAAUAAAUGGAACGUCACUUUUCAUUGCUUAAGACAGGGUGUUCUGUGAAUUUCUGCAUCAACAAAAAAUUAGAAAGACGCACCUGUGUAUUUCUGGGGCAGGCAUAUUGAAAUACCAUCUACCUCCCAAUCUAUUACAAAAUGAUACAUUGCAAACGCCUUUUAAUCCCAACCAAGCACUAGAAAGAUUUAAUGUCUUCUCCUGCAAUUUAGGAGAUGAGAUAUAGCUGGUAAACGCUAGACCUAGGAGUGUAACUGUAACGAUAACAUAAGAAAUUAGUCAGGUAGCUAAUAUUUGUUACAUGUUAACCAGUCUUAGGACCUCUACACAAGACAUGAAUCUACUCAAUGGGAGUUUAAAAGGACCACAUAGCAACUGAAGCAACUUAUUUUUAUACUCUAGGGACAAGGACUACUGCCAUAAUCUACAGCAAGCAUGUCAAACUUGCGGCCCACAAUUAAUCUAUUUGCGGGCCACCUGCCCUACAGCUGCUUUGUGCUGUAACUGCAACCAGCCACAAGACAGGAAAGAUAUUUCCAGUCUGAUUCUUGUCUUCCCUCCUAUGGCCCAUCCUUGCUCCCAUGGCCGCAAGAGCGUAGAGUGUCUGUCUGUCUGCAGAGCAGGCCAGUCACUGCUCCUGCCCUCCUGCUCGCAGUGCCAGAGGAGUGUCUGGUCUGCUUGAGCAGAGAAGAGCAGGGCUGGAACUGGAGGACGGCUCACCUUAAGGUAGGGGAAGAGGGGCUUGGAGGACCUUCCUGUGGACCUUCAGUGUAGCUGUAAGGAAAAGCUUGUUGUGUGGCAUCAUAAUAGCCCCUCCAGAAUGUGUAAAGGAUGUGACAUGCCUGAUACUGCCAUGUCACAUCCUUUACUAGCGGCAUUCCACUGCUUUAUUUUUAAGGCACUCAUUCAGCCAUAUCAUUCCAGUCACAUAAUACACACACAUUCUGGAGGGGCUAUUAUGAUGCUACACAAUAAGCUUUUCCUUACAGCUACACUGAUCAGCCACAACAUUAAAAUCACUGACAGCUGAAGUAAAUAACAUUGAUUCCGUCGUUACAGUGGCACCUGUGAAAGGAUGGGAUAUAUUAGGCAGCAAGUGAAAAGUAAUUUCCUGAAUUUUGAAUUCAUGUGUUAGAAGCAGAAAACAUUGUCAAGGUCUGAGUGACUUUGGCAAGGGCUAAAUAGUGAUGGCUAGAUGACAGUGAUAGGUGAAAUAAUCUCAAAAAUGGCAAGUCUUGUGUGGUGUUCCCAGUAUGCAUUGGUUAGUACCUACCAAAAGUGGUGCAAGGAAGAACAACCAGUGAACCUGCAUCAUGGUCAUGGGUGCCAAAGGCUCAUUGAUGCAUGUGGGGAGCAAUGGCUAGCUUGUCUGAUCAUAUCACUCCGAAGAGCUACCGUAGCUCCAAUUGCUUCAAAAAUGAAUGCUGAUAGAUAGGUUACAUCUCAUAGGCUGCAAAAUCUCAUGGUCACUAUUCUAUCCUAAUUCUCCCUCACCUUCCGGCUACUUUUGAUACUGUUGAUCAUCAACAGCUUCUUCUCAUCCUCCGUAAUCUCGGUCUACGAGAUAUUACUCUCUCCUGGUGUUCCUCCUACCUCUCCUGGUGCUCUUUUAGUGUUUUCUUUUUCUGGCUCCCCCCCCAACCCCUCUAUGUUGGUGUCCCCCAAGGGUCAAUACUUUGUCCCCUACUGUUCUCAACCUAUACUGCCUCUCUUGGUAAACUCAUCAGCUCCUUUCGCUUCCAAUAUCACUUCUAUGUGGAUGACAUGCAAAUCUAUCUGUCCUCCCCUGAUCUCUCCCCGUCCCUCUUGACUUGUGUCUCUGACUAUUUCUAACUGGAUGGCUGCCCACUUCCUUAAGCUCAACUUGUCCAAAACAGAACUUCUGGUCUUUCCUCCCUCAAGUAUUGCUGCUCCCGUUUCUGUCUCCCUCCACGUUAAUGAUUCUACCAUCAGCUCCACCAUGCAGGCUAGGUGUUCUCUUUGACAUCGACCUCUACUUCACCCCUCAAGUCCAACUGAUUGCCAAAUCCUACCGCUUCCAUCUCAAAACUAUUGCGCGCUCCGCCCCUACUUAACAUCAGAUGCGGCUGAGGUGUUAGUCCAUGCCACUGUCAUCUCUCGCCUUGACUACUGCAAUCCGCUUCUCAGUGGUCUUACCUGCUCCCAACUUGCCCGACUGCAGUCUAUAAUGAAUGCAGCGGCGAGGCUCAUGUUCCUGUCCGCCCGUACCUUCCACCCCUCUGUCAGUCCCUGCAUUGGCUUCCCGUAAAAUAUAGGGCUCAAUAUUUAGUGGUAUAGAUCCCAAGGAAACACAAUCACAGAAAAUGGUGUGUGCAUCUCAAAUAUAGGACAUUGACAGAUAAAAUACCAUUAAUGGCAUUAAGAGGUGAUUAGGUCAGACUGUGUACUUAUUGUGGCAGAUAUACUGGUGUGCAUUAAAUAUUUCCCAUAGCAAAAUCAAGUGAUGAUAAAUGACAUUUUAAAUAUCAAUUAAAUGGUCAAUCCUGAAACUUACAUUACCCAAAAUCCUUUGCCAUGGUUGUCUAAUACAAGGUUUACCAGAAUAUCCAAUUAGAGCAUUUUAUUUCUGGAAAUGGUUCUAAUGGAUUGUUCAUCAUUAUCUCAUCCGUGACUGAAAGUUCUCUAAUUAUAGCCCCCUAACAAUGAAUUUGGACAUUUCUGAAAAAUGAUGCAAGCACAAAAUAUGACUGCAUGGUAUGCAUGAAAUGAGACAGUCAUAAAUAUUUAAUAAUUUUUAUGAAGAAUGUGGAACAUUUCCUAUAAAUAAAAACAUUUUAAGCACAGAGAUUUAAAAUAUAUUUUCUUGUCUUUUCUUUCAGUUUCUUUGUUGUGCAUGUUAGGAGGUCUGUAGGCAAAAAUUAGGGUUACCCCACCAAAGCCCCACUCAUUAGCACCACCACAACUAUGAGUGGCAGAUGGAGUCCCUAAUUCUAAUAUUUUGGUGGGACGUAGUUUCCAGCCAUCCCCCACAUGUGGUUGUAGGCCCUAAUUCUAAUAUUCUGGGGGCGUAUACUCCACCUUCUAAGACCUCCCCAUGGGCAGCAGGUUGGAGCUCAGAAUUAUUAAACAAUGAGGGUUGAACAUGACAAUGCACCCGCCCCAAAAUAUGUAGAUUUUUUGCUCUAAGCGAUCAUGCUCAGCCGUGGUAUUUCUGACUGUGCCAUUUAAAAAAACAGGGAAUGGCAAGUAUCUUUUGAUACCUUAGGGGUCCCUUCUGUCAGCUGGGGCCAUAAUUAGUGACCUCAAGCUGACAGAUGAGCUAUGUGAGCAUGGUACAUAGCCCUUUAAAUUAAUUUGCAGAUGCAUGUCAGCAGAAAACCUGUUUCAAUGGCAUUUUCCUGAACUGUCCCCACUCAGCCCCAUCUGUCCUGGCUUCAUAUUUGUCAACCUGGAAUGUGUAUCCCAUGUUUCAGAUAGAUGCUUACUUUUUUCCCUCUGUGAACUUUGUAGUGAAGUAUAUGAAAGAAAAUUAAUGUAUGUGGGCUCAUUUAGCCUGGCACAGUGCUGAGAAAGCUCUCUUGCAUUAAUGAAAUGCCCUGAGUGUAGUUUGCCCAGUGAAAGCACAUCUUGCUGUUCCUUCUAUGCACAUGGGAAACCAGAAACCAAAAGCAAGUGGACAGGACCCCAAUGUCAGGACUUCCCUAUGGAAUAAGGGAAGUAUCUGUGUCUAUGUACCUGGGUGUCAAUUUGUAUUCUAUACCCCUGAGAACAGAAAGUGUUUCCUAUCCAGUGGCUAUAUAUAAAACAUCCCAAAAAUAUAUUUAAAAAGAAAAAUCAUUUUAGGUUAAACCAACAUACACACAGUUGAGAUGUUGAACGCCGAUCCUGCAAAGAUUGCAGGACUGUUACAAGGAAGGCCCUGUAAUGGCUGAGUGACAGGCAGCCACUAAAGGUAGCGUUAGACAGCAAUGUAAACACUGCCUUUUCUCAGUUUAAGAUGUAGUGGUUCCUUGUUCAGAGUGGAGUGUCCAUUUGAAGCUCCAUUCUGAACAAGGAGCAGUAUUGAAAAAAAUAAAUAAAAAACAAACAACCUUUCACCGCUUUAAACAACUAAUUUGAGUUACCCCAUGUCCUGGUUUGGUAAAAGCGUUUUAUGAAAUUUUUAACACAUUUUGUUUUCCAGUCACAUUUUUAAAAUGUUUUUAAAAUAAAUAAAAUCUUCAGGAUUUAAGAUUUUUUUUAAUUUUUUUUAUUAUUUAAGUUGCAUUAAAUAUAUUUUCUCUAUAACCAUAAAUAAACAGUUCACGACCAACAUGUCACUUUGAAUCUAGGCCACUAUUUGUGACCACAAGGGACAUGAACCCAUGUUGUAUGCUCCUGCAGAACACGUAGAUUAAUAAAUGUUUUAGCAAAAUUAUAUAAAAGAAUUCAAGCGUAUAGCUAAUCUGUCUGUGUUCCCUUAAAUCUAGGCUCUUAACCCUGAAAUCUCUGCACUGCGCAUUACAAAAAGGCUUUAAAGUUAACCAUAAUAUAAAGUGCUGGCAAUAGUGCUUCGACAAACAUAUUUAUUAACACACAGAAAGAAAAAAAUAUAUAAUAAAAUAAUAAAGAAUGCACUAUACAUAAAAGUCCAGCCUUAUAAAAGCUUCCUCAGUCAGCUGCAGCAUGUUUUGCCGAAAUUACCAUAACUUAUACACAAUACAGUGCAUAACCAAAUUUUAUGAUAGUGCUACACAGCUCAUCUUACAAUGUAACAUUGUGUUUUAUUUUCAGACUAAUUUCUAAGCAUAUCGGUUGUAGUUUAAAGACACAUAACUGUGAGUAUCAUUGCUCGGAAGCUCUGUGAUACACCUGGAACCAUCAACAACAUGAAGCUCCCAGAAUAGAGGCAUUAGGAUAGAAAGAGGAAUUUGGGUCCAAAAUAGGGCCUCUCACUCCUAAAUACAGACUGUUGACAUGUAUGGACCAAUACUACAAGGCUUAAAGGACCACUAUAUGCACCCAGACCACUUCAGCUCAAUGAAGUGGUCUGGGUGCCAGGUCCCCCUAGUUUUAACCCUGCAGCUGAAAACAUAUCAGUUUCAGAGAAACUGCUAUGUUUACAUUGCAGGGUUAAUCCAGCCUCUAGUGGCUGUCUCCCUGACUAGAGACCGCAUCCGCGAUUUACACUGAGUAAAUUGCACUUAUCUGAUGUCCUGACGGUGUCCAGCAUCAGAUAAGAUCCCCACAGGAAAGCAUUGAGUAAUGCUUUCCUAUGAGUGGGUUUGAAUGCACGCGCCUCUGGCCGUGCAUGCGCAUUCAGCUCCGCUCAGAAGCUGACGUCGGCGGGUGAGGAGAAGAGGUAACCAGCGCCGAGGGAGCCUGGCUCUGGAUUAAGGUAAGUGGCUGAAGGGGUUUUAAUCCCUUCAGCGCCCUAUUGCGAUAUUGUGUUUUCCAUCUUUUCUUACUAAAGUUUGAUGGGCAGCAUUGAAACACUGGCUUUUGUUUUGGUGUGAUGAGUAGUGCUGAGACACUGAUCUUCUAUGUUUUGCUGACUACCGUGACCUACAGUGAUUCUGCCUUGCUAAACAUUUUCACAAUUGUGUGGUUUUCAUUUUGCUUAUGUGAAUUCACGUGUACAAUUAUUAUGCAAUAAAAUUAAUAUCAUAAUACAAUUAUACUGCAAAACGAAAAUGUAAGAAGUAAAAAAAUAUAUAAACCAUUCUAGGCAGUAAUAGAAGUAUAGUGUUGGAAUUUAUACUCCGUUAAAUGUCUACUGCUAAAUAUGUAUGGCCUUCGAUAAAAAUAGCAUAUCACACUUCCAGGUGUGUCAGAAUGGUUAAUGAAGAAUUUUAAUGUUUUGAGCUUGUUUGAAAUCAUUAUAAAGGGAAUAGGCUGGAAACACACGUUAAGUAAUUCAGUGUCUGGUUGAGAUGUUUUCUAAAGUCGUUCUACAUGAAACACUAUUUAUUCCAUUGUAAAGUUAAUUCUAUUUCUACAUUUAUGUUUUCAAGCUAGGUAAAUGCCUUAGAGAGAGUUCCAUGCAUCAGUUAGAGAGGUUGCAAAUUUCAGGAUUCACUCUAGUGGCCCUACUGCAGCACUAGAACAAGUAAAUCUGAUGCAGAAGCCCCAUAGGAAAGCAUUGCUUUGGUCCCCAAUGCUCCCGUAUAACGGGCAUUGGAUUGGACCUUGACGAAGAAGACCAUGUCUUAUCCAUGAUGUCGCAGGAGGUGGAGAAGUAAGGAGUCUUAGCAUUGGAAAAAUACAUUUAUAAAAUGUUAUUAUUAAAAGUUAAACUUUUUUAAUUUUUUCAUUUCUCAUUUUAAUUUUUUGAUACACCUAGGGAAGAGGGGCUGAAAAACAAAGACUAGGGAUAUUGUAGCGUUAAGAAUACAGAUUUGUGUUCCUAGCUCUAUAGUGUUUCUUUGAGGGACUUUUCAAAUGGGCUUUUUAUAUAGGCAGUAUUUUAUUUUAUUUUGGACAGCCAAAAACCAAAGCACAUUACAGGUGAAGCACAGAAAUACAAAAACAUUUUUACAUUCCGCAGGAUGUAGUGACAUCCUUAAUCGUAGUACAAUAAGUAGGUAUGGUAUGAAUUUUGAGGUUAAAGUUUGUUCCAGAAAUAGUUUGUGCUCUGCUUCCACAUAUUAGUUCACUUUCUGUAAGAAACAAGCUGUGAGGCUACCAUUUUGUAUUUACUAAGUUCUCAAUAACAAAAACCAAUGUGGGUCAAGAUAAAUGUAAACGAAUACAAUAGAAUCCCUUAACAGCAUUAGUCAUGACAUAGGGUCAUGACAUAGGCUGCGUUGUAAUUAAAGUUGGAGCGCUAGCUGAGGAAUUCUCGUUCCAUGAGUUUGUGUCCCGCCAUGAGGCCGCUUACCCACCCCCCUUCAGUGGUUACCUAGUCCCCCAGUUCCGUCCCGGGAGGCCAUAUGUUUUCAGAGGAAUGUGUGGUGUUAUGUAGAAUCACCGUAAGUUUCUCCAUUAAGUAAUUUUAUUUGAUUGUCUGUAUUUCUUUCGGCAUGCCAGGCAUAGUGUGUUCCAACCAUUUAGCAGCUAAGGAAUUUGAAAUUGGUGGGCAUCCGUGCACAAGUAUUUCUUUCAUGAAAUUACAGUUUAUGUUCUGUGUAAGGAAGUUAUGGUUUACAAUUACACAAAACAGCUCUUUCGAAGCCCACUGGUCUGUAUUAGAGAAGUAACCACAUUCUCCAUUAACAGAAAAGCACAGGUUGUACUGACUAAUGGAACUGGAGGACUGCAAUUAACGCACUUAUAAAGAUAAGGAUAUUGUACAAGAUAAUGGUGUGUUGAAUGUGAUGGAUAAUACUGUGUUGGCUUCUGAAGAAUUUUGAGGGAUAAUGCUUGUUUAACGUUUGAUUAAAGUCACAAAAGGCAAAAAAUUGUUGAAGGGAAAAUAGUGAUUGCUGUAAAUAGUAAAGCUAAAUUGUUCAAUGAAUGAUUUAAUUGUAUUGUACGUGAGAAUCAGCCAUCAUUGUAUAACUUAUUUAAUGAGCAAUGGAAUAUUCAUUCAUUCAAGGUAAAAUGUAGGACAUAACAGAAGUUUGCUACCCAAGACAUCUAAUGGAUGCUAAAUGUCUGAGCUGAUCUAGCCACUGUCCGGUUGGUCCAAAUGAACCUGACGUGAUAAUCCUUGGCCAUGUUAUAGUCUAGUGUAGCCAUGUCUAUCUCUGACAUGGCAGGUGUUUGUGAAAUACAUUCCUAUCCCAUGAUACUUAGCCAACCUAAAGCCUAGCUAAGCAUCAUGGGAGUAUAAUUCACAAUGUUUUCCCAUGACUUAGUGUAACUUGUUUGGCGUACAUAAAAGCUACAGACGUUUACUGAUACAAGUCAAACUGUGUAGACACUACAAAGAGAAAUUUAAAGAGAAAUGGAAGUAUGCAUCAAAUUUGAAAUUCAAAUUCAGGAAUCUGACUGUGCAGUGUUUCAGCUUCAGUUAUUUGCACUUGAGUUUUGGAGGCUAGUUAAGCCCUCAGCACUCGUGACUUUGGAACCCCGGAGCUCUGUUCUGGACAGCCAAAUGUCUAUUCUAAUUGUAUUUUACAUCUGUGUCAGCCUGCACUGCAUGCUGGCAACAGACGUAUUCUGAUUCUCCACUUUUGUAGCAUUUGGCAGGGGGGUACCUAAAGAAUAAUGGUAAUACAGUAUUAUUCAUUUAAAACAAUGAAAACAUUUAUAACAUUUGGAGUCAGUGGCGGAACUACAGAGGUCGCUGAUGCUGCAAGUUUGACCAGGCCACUGUAUUUCUCUUGUCACAGGGGGCCCAGGAGCUGGCUGACCAAGGUAGAGCAGGCACCUGCUUAGCAGGACAGCAGGUACCUAAUCUGCCAAAAUAUACUGGUGUGUUUUUGCUCUUCCAACACUCUCCCUCAUGCCCUAUGGCGUUGCAGCGAUCCGGAAUAUGACAUCACUCUGGCCCCGUCAUCAGUAAGCAGUAUGCAAGGGAGUGGUGAGGAAGAGUAGGAAGAUUACAGGAGCCACUGGACACCAGGGAAAAGAUCCCUGCUGGACCCCAGUUCGAGGACCCACACCAGCUCUCCCAAAAGCAGGGAAAAUAAAAACCUGCAAUACAUAAAAUUAAUUUGUUGGGUUUGUGUGCAAGAAUGUGUAAAUGUGUGUGUGUGUCUGUCACUGAGAGAUGUGGCUCUAAGUGAGUGUUGCAAAUCAGUGAAAAUGUGUGUGUCUGUCAGUGAGUGUGUGUUGGUUAAACUGUGCUUGCCUAUGACUGUGUAUGUCAGUGAAUGUGUAACAUUGAGAGUGUGUCUGUCAGUGAAAGUGUGUGUGUUCGUUAAACAGUGUGUGUGUCAUUGAGUGUAUGCCAGUUUAUGUAUAUCGGUAAGAGCAUAAGGAGGCCUUUUCUGAUUUUUGAACCGGGGCCCUGCGAAUCCUAGUUAUACCUCUGGUCCUUUAAAGAGAAGACAUUUUAUGAACCUGAUUAUAGACAAUGUAAGUUUUAGUCCAUGUAAUCAUUGUACAAUAUGAUAGUACCAGUCUAGGUAUUUUUGUAGGCAUUGUAUAGCAACAUUUAAAGUAGCCUUCUGGGAAUUCUCUUGAAUUGGAAAUUUCCCCAACUGUUACUAUGUGCAAUAAAUUAUUUGUUGAUGUACAAUUUGUUUCUAAAAUUGUUUCAAUAUUGUCAUGGGUGAUGAACUAAAUGCCCCAGAGACCAACCUAAGUGAUGUGCCUCUCCUUUUAGUAAUACAGAUUACUUCCUACGAGAAAGCAAAUACCAUGGUGACAUUUACAAUCUUCAAUUAAUUUCUCCGGGCUGCAUAAGUGGUCAUUUGACAACCAUCUCCUCGAGGCUAUAUAUUGCUUUUGACAUGAUCCACUGCAAUUCUUUACCUUGUUCUUUACCUUGCCAACUGUAUCUUCUUAGUUAACUCUUUCAGUAGUUGAUUUGAAGAGACUUAGCUAGUUUCUGUUUACUCAAUAUUUUUAAUGGAACACUCUAAUUUUGAAAAACGAUUUUUCAAAAUUGACAAUUUUAUGUAACAAAACUUAGUAUGAGACAUAGAAAUAGGCUGACAUAUAGAAGGUUAUCAAAAUUAUGCUGCAAAUUUACAGUCUACAGAUUUAUUUAUUUACUUACCUGGAAUCCAGUUUAGGGUGAAGCUCCCAGCACUUCCACACCCCUUUUUGACGUCAAUCAGGGCCUCAUGUUGUCCAAUCACAGGCUUCUCAUAGAGAAGCCUGUCAUUGGACAGUUUCACUGGCUCAGAGCGCAUACACUCAACUUGAUCCAGUGAGGAAGACUGGGAGAGUGGAUGUAGGGAAUUUAUUUUUUAAUGAGCAAUUUUCUUGUGGAGGCGAGGAGGGGAGAAAAAUGCUUCCCUUUGCUGGCAUUGCUGUGCUUGCUGACAAUUUUAUGCACAGACAUUUGGAAGCACACAAGUGCAGAUUACUCUAUGCUUUCAAAAGAAAUGCUGCACAUACAGAUUCCUACCACCAUGACCAAUGCAAAUUACUAAAGUGGUCAGGGUGGUUGAAGUAACCCUAAUAUUGCUAAUUUUUCAAAAUGUUCUAUGACAUGAGUGUAACAAAAUGUUUGCUCUUAUCUUCUAAUCUGUAAUUUAUAUCUUAAUUUUUCCCUUUUUUUUUCUUUUUAAAAUGUAAAAAUAUUUAUGUGUUUUGUAAAUUUGACAGCUGGGUUUCAUGGGUAUCAUCUUAGUUGACGUGAUGGUUUCCUCUGAUCAUUGUGUUACUCUUUUUGUGCUAUCUAACUGGUUGUGUUCAGUACAAGGUGACUCAAUUGUUCUAUUAUCACAUUAUAUUACAAUCAAUCAAUCAAUCCAAUUUGCUUAACAGCUUCACGCUCUGUUUCAAUGUUACCUUCGCCUAAAUGGAAGAGGGGAAACAGGGGCCAAGCCAGGAGAUAUGACAUUGGCUUCCAUUCAUUUGUCUAAACUCAUUCUAACUAUGAUUCGAUAUAGAAUUAUAACUUGCACUGGUGGGCGGUUAUGAACCAAUUCUGGAAUCCACUCUUUUCCUAAUGAUAUCUCAUGUAUACUUUACCUAUUAUGCCUUUUUUAAAUCAGUUGUUUCAUAGAUAGUAAAAAAAAAAAAAAACUGAUUGAGAAAGGCAUGAUUUAUUAUCUAUAUAAAAAAAAAAACAGUUUUGUAAAGAAAUUAUUGUUUUACAUGACAUCUGUAUUCCCCUUCUGGUUUCACAGACGUGGGAUAGAACACAUUAUGUGUGUGUCAAAUAUUUCCCAACUCAUUAUUCAACACGAGAUAAGAUAUGAACUCCUUCACUUAUAAAAAAUAAAAAAAUAAAUACAAUACACACACCAUUCUUCACACGUAGACAGAACUUUAGCGUAAAAAGGAUUAUUUUCUGGUAUAUUUAUCACUUAAAGCGUAUUUCUCAGUCAUUCUGGUGUUUUUUAAGGGAAAUUUAAAAUGCAAACAUACAUCCGUACCUAAGCCUACAUAAUUCUUAGGCAAAACAUGAAACACACAAAAUGUGAACAUCACAAAACCCUAUUGAAAGCAGGAUUAGGAGUCUUUUGUAAAUAUAAAAUAAAUUGGGAUUAAGAGUUUUGGAUUUUAAUUCAUGCAUUUGUUUUCAGUGACUAUUUCAGUUUUCACAUUUCCUGGGCUCUUGUAGGUAUUGUGUAGAUUAUAUGCACACAUCCCACGUGGGGGUAUAUACACUAAAUCAUGUGUUGUAGUGAAUUAAAACUCUCACUUGAACAGUAAUUCCAAAAUCUAUUCCAAGAACUAUUUCUCCAAAAUCAUUUGACUCAAGGUUAAUCACUGGCCAGAACAAAGGAAUUAAAAUUUGAUUGAGAUCACAAGUCAAUAUUCAGGAAAUAAACUGCAAGGUCAAGGGGUUCAAACAGCUCCCCUCAAAAAUGUGUGACUUAAAGGGGAACUGUGACUUCACUGGAAUUUACUCCAUUGAGUAAAACAUUGUGUGACAAACACUGUUUUCUACAGACAUUUGCCACAAACUCCUGGAGGAGUGUGGAAGCUGGCAUCCUGCCCACCGACUCUGUGAGAGUAAUCACAUAGCCCCUGGGUGCUUGAUUCGCUAGGGGAGGGCUGCCUGGGCUGUCAGGCAGUCCUCCCGAAGUGGAUCGGUGGUGGUGAGUAAAGCAGACCUCCAGGGGCUCAAAGCUGUUACAGCGUUUUAUGCCUGCGCAACGGAUUUAAGGCCCAAUGAAUGCUGGACAGCAUAGAACGCCAUAACAGUAUAAAGGGGUUAAUCUCUUGGCUUUGCCAAAUAUCCAACAUGUACAUUUUCAAGAGAACAAGCUUUCAGGGUAAUUCAUAAGAUGUUUUUGUAGCUGUAAGCAUUCAUGAUGCCUGAGAAAUGUAAUAUGUGUGUUUUAACAGUAGACUAAUAUUGUGCAAAGGGACUGGACAUUCAGGACACACCAGAGUGCAGGAUUAGUCAUUUUUCUACACUAAUUAAAGGGAAACUAUAGACUAGGAAUACAAACUUCUGUUCUUGGCACUAUACCUACCUAUAGUGCCCCCCCCCGCCCCCCCACUCAUGCAGCCCCCCGCAGCGCAAAACCCUUCUGUCACUUACAUGGAUCCAGCGCCAAUGUCCCUCUGCGCUGGGUCAGGCUCCACCUUUGCUCCUCUGCGGAAAGCGGUGCAAGCACAUUAUGACAGCCUUAUAGGAAAGCAUUGCAUAAUGCUUUCCUAUGGGGUUUUGGAUGACACUUGAUGUCCUACACCUUACAACCAGGAAGUCCCUCUAGUGUCUGUCUAAUAGAAGCCACUAGAGGUGGAGUUAACCCUGCAAUGUAAUUAUUGCCGUUUCUCAAUAACUGCAAUAAUUACAAUUGCAGGGUUAAGCGGCCUGGGACACUGCACGCAGACCACUUCAAUACGUUGAAGUGGUCUGAGUGCCUACAGUGUCCCUUUAAUGUUGGAUAUAUUAACAAUGGAUCCAUUAAAAGACAAUGCUGAUGCUGUAAUAUCACCACCACCACCUCCAUCAUUAAAAUUAAUUACCUAAUUAAAUAAUGAAUGGUUUGCUUUGAGGCAUCCAUUUGGAAACCAAAGUAUUCAAUAUCAAGAUACACAAAUUGUUGAAUUUUGUAUAAAAUACACAACUUAUACCUUGGAAGAAUUUGUAGUCCAUAUGAUGUUGAUGUUAAAUAUCUAUUUUAUGGGGAGUAAUAUUUUUUGCUAUUUCUUGUUUUUUAUAUAUCCUGGGGUAUAGAUGGUAUUUACCCAAUCAGUAGUAUCUAUGUGAUCAACGUUGGUAAGAGGAAAGGCUGAGCGGAGUUAGUUUGGCGUAGAUUUCUGUUGCCCUCUGAGCAAUUUUACUGCAUAUAGAGAUAUCACUUUUUUAUUAUUUCCCAAGGAAUCAAAGAACAAAUAGGUCUCACUGUCACUUAUUACCUGGAUGAAUUCCUGGAGUUUCAGUAAUGAAAGGAAAACAUGGCAAUUCUUCACAUAAUUAACACUCUGAACCUAAAGGUGAACAGAGCUUAUAAAAUAUAUCUCUGGCAAGCUCUACCUAACUUAAUUUAGCUGUCGUGACUCUACAAAAUGCAGGACAGAAUAAAUGUAGCAGGAUUUGACAAAUUAUUCUCCCCUGGCUUCAGACUGCUCCAUAGUUUUCUUUAUUAUCAUCAUUACAUUUGUAUUGGCACUGUAAUAGUACAUAUUUUUUUUAUACCUCUCAGAAACAGGUCAUUUUAAACAUCUAUUUUUUUGCAGUGCUUGUCUUUAAAACAGUGCACAAAAUGAUUAAUUUGAAGCCAAGGUUUUAUAUGACUUUAUUAAUAUACAACAUUUUCUUUUCUUUUUAACAUUUUUAACUAAUUGCACAGUAACGCAUUUUAGCAAAUUUAAAUGAAACCUCAGUGUUACAAAUUGUGUAAAAAAAAAAAAAUGGAGUUGUUAUGGUUCCACAAGGUCCCUGGUGCUGGCUUACAUUUAGGGGUUAAACCGGUCACAAAUUGUUUAAUCCCAAAGCCCAGUAUCCAGUGCCCAAUCUCAAUAUCCCAAUUCCAGUAUCCAGUGCCCCCUGUUCAGAAUCUUUAAAGAGGUAGGCCAGGGGUGCCACUCUCUGCCUAUAACUGGACACCCAUUUUGACUGGCAGUUCAUAUUAUACUGCCAGCGGUCAGCCAACCAUGAGAAUGUCAGCUGAUGCUCCGAGACAAUCAUUGGCACUAAAAGCUUCUCAAUGAUUCCCUCCUUUGCCCAGUAUAGUGGCUGUGCAUAGAAGAGACAGGAGAGAACUGAUGGGAACCUUGGGAGCAUCUUUGAUGUGAAACCAUCCCAAAUCAUUUUUAAGGCAAGACUUUGCCCAGGGACUCCUGUCCUCAAAAUAACUUCAUUGAGAUGAGAUUGUUUUAAAAGAAGAUAGUCCAAUAAGUCAGAAUAUGUUAGAGUGGUCAUUAAAUAUACAGUUUGGCCACAGUCCCUGAUCCUUUUGCCUUCCAGCAAUGGCCCUGCCAAUAGGCAUUCUGUGAUGGUUUUAGACAUUCAGUGUGUGCAUGAUCUUGGCAAAUAAAAGGUUAUGACUAAAGAGGGCUAGAAGUGGUUUCUCCCGAAAUGCAAUAUUACGGCAGGAGAUUACUAACUGAAUUACAAAAUAAUAUACAGCCAGCUAUAUGGCAUAUAAUCUUUCCAUGAACUAAAUAAGGGACAGUUUUCCUUAAAAAAAAAAAAAAGGGUGAGGGGGAGAGUUUGUAUUAAAUAAGAGGAAAAUCAACCCACACGCUACCCAUAUUAACUGAGAAUGUACCCUAACAGCCCACCAGAACUGGACACCCUAACCCUGGGGAACUCACCUAUGCUCUAAGGUGUUAAGCUAGAUCACUAACGCGGUCAGCAAUAAAACAGCCUUUACGGCCCUAUGAGCGACUGGAUUCACAAGGCAUCAAACCUACAUUACGGUCUGAAUUUAGCUUAGUUAACGGGCGGACGAGCACAUGCAUACCCUCUUUUCUCCUAGCCACACGAACCAGAGUGACCUACACGAUACACCACUUAUUACAAAAUAUGCAAUGUUAAAUGAAGCCAUGCUGUUAAUCUUAAGAUUUGUUGCUAUAACGCUGGUCUGGGCUGUCGGGGCUAUGCCAGAUUGUUUGUAAUUUUGUGCACAAUAAAAAUAAAGAAUAUAAAAUAAAAAAAUAAGAGGAAAAUAUAGAAAAGGGCUAGAUUUGUAAGGAAUUGCCUUUUUGCAGUGGUUAUUUUACAUAUUUUCUGAGAAAUCAUACAAGAAUUGUGAUACCUUAAGACCAUAUUACCAGGCAAACAAUAUUGCAACGAGUAUCCAUACUAAAACAAUGAAUAAUUCAUCAGCUGCUAACCUACCCAAAAUCAAUAUCAUUCAAAAAGAUUGAAGCUGGGAAAAAAUGUGGUUUGUUUUUUGUCUUUCUUUUUGUUUUUUUCCCAGAUUUCCCAUUAUUAUAAAACCAGAAGUUAAUAGUGCAGUGCCAGGAAAUAUUGGCUGAAUUUAUCAAACAGAUGUUACUAUUUUGCUUUAAGGCAUUAAAUGAAGCAGUACCUUUCCCCUGAAGAGAGAUGAUAAGGAGAAACUGUGUUCCAAGCGAUUAUUUUAUUACUCAUAUCUUGUGUAGCUGUUUUCAUGACCACGUCUACACACACAUUUUGCUGUUGAUUAUGUAGACGUAUUUUACAUAACAUUCUAUAAUGUAAAACUGUUUAUUUAUCCAAUACAGAAGGGUCAUGGACUGUAUAACAAAUCAAUAAACCAUUUUGAUCAUUAUACAACAAAGUCAUCAAUUGGUCCUCGAGCAUGAGACCUUUUCGAGAACCUAAAUAUUGAUUAUCAUGAUCAAAAAUAGAAUAAAUUAUUGAUUUGUUGUAAAUCCUGUAACUGCUCAUCCAUCUGAUAUGAUCACCAAUUUGGAUUUGGACUGAGGCACUGUAUAAUGUGUUAAUUUUUUAGCAGCUGUAAAUGUUUUCUAUAGCAAGUCUAUUCUAUUUAUUACAUUUAUGUAUCUGCAUUUUCUAUAUAUCCUCUAUACUUGCUCUUGCUCAUUUUUUUUAUAUUUACAUACCUCCCAAUUAUAUAAAUGAAAAAAGAGGGACACGUUCAUUUUUGGGGUGGGGCAGUUCUAAAUUUAUUUGGGUGAAUUACUAAUAACACUAAAUGCAAGUAAAAUGGCAUUAAGAACAAAGAGAAUGUUCUUUAUUGAUACAGACUAAUUUUUAAACACAUGUAUUGUAGUUUAAAGGCACAUUGUUGUGAGUGUUAUUGAUGUGAAGCUCUGUUAUAUAGUCAGAAAUACCAAAAAUAUGCUCUGAUAAAAAAGGAACAUUAGGAUAGAAAAGAGGAACAGAUGGAUUUGGGUCCAAAAUAGGGACUGUGCCCCCGAAAUAGCGACACUCGGGAGGUAUGUAUUUAUAACUUUCACUUGUGUAAAACGUCUGUUUACCAUCUGUUCUGUUGUUUUAACCUCUUUAUGGCUGAGCAGUUUUUUGUGUUCGUUACUUUAAUUGCCAAGAAUAUGCUUGUUUGUCUUGGCAUAUGAAUCAUCUUCCCCCUAUAAUACAUACAUACAGUAUGCUUGCUAUACAGCUAUAGCUUAUAAGUGUAUAAUCACUUUAUAUGGGAAAAGUGCAGAAGUUAAGAGGUUGGGGCAUUUUCUACCCAUUGAGGGUAUGCAAGGGAGAACUUUUCUUUUUUUUAUCACAUUGUAUGUUUGUUUUAAUGUAUAAGAGUUUGUUUUAUUUCUCGUCAUGUACACUACAGUUUUUAAUAGAACUAUAAUGCACUCUAGAAUAAAUGAUUCUCAGCUCAGCUUUCCAAAGGUGCUUGUCUCUUGUUCAAUUGUAUUGUUAAACUGUUAAUUAUGCCAAAGUUUACUUUGAAGAAACCUUUUGAGGUUUUUAAAUCAUUGCAGAAUCUAAUUUUUACUUAUUGUGAAAUAUAAAAUUGCAACUUUGUGUCUCUUUGUGUCUCUCAUUUUCCUUAUAAAUUUGUCUGUGACACAAUCCCAUUUCCACUCUGGCUUGAAGGCUGCCAGGGUCCAAACUAUAACCCAGCACUGAUGGGGAUCCAAAAACCUCAUGAGACUGGAAACCAGACUGGAAUACAAGCACAUCAACCUUCAACUGGAGGUUGCCUGUCCCCCUUGUCAUUGAGGAAGGUGCUCUUGGAGGAAAGGACCAGCAAGGUCAAGACUUUGGGACGCUACUCUCCUUAGAGCCACAGGAACACCUUUUAAAAGUACCCGAACCAACCAGAACUUGGAUCUCAUUCCCAGAUUGGAGAUUGGUUGCGACCCGGAGGAAUAUUAACACCCUGUCACUUGGGCAAGGUCUUUCCAAUUCAGGCUCAGUUUGGACAAUGUAGACUUGGGAUGAUGAGCUAUCCAGGCACAUGUAAUGUGUGAGGGUGCUGUCCAUGGGAAGGGGGCUUCCAUGGGGCCUAUGCAUCACAGUCACAUGUCUGGGAGGACACAGUGGGGAGUUCAUCAUAUUAACCCAUACUAAAAUAAUUACAAUGCCAGACUGAGUGGCGCUGGAGUGGGGAUUGUGGCAAAGUUUGUGUUGUAUGGAGGACUCUCUGGAGGAGCAAUUCACAUUUGACCUGUAUAAAUAGACAUGUCGAGUGUCCAAAUAAGAAGUUAAUUUCACCUUCUAUAUUAAGUCUUGAUUAAUGUAUUGGGGAAAGGGCUACAAUCACUACGGCUACACAGGCGAGAAAGCCUCAGGAGAAAGGACUGUAAGCAGUAGAUCCUAUUAGGCAGAAAAGGUUCUCAGAGAUCUAGAAUCCAUCUUCAGCGAUGAGGUCCAGAGUGAUCCAGGGUCCCUGAUAGCAACAAGGAAGCUGACCCGGUGGGGGUGCUCAGCCUGAGUACGAGUCCAUCACAUUUUACUUAAAGCAGACAUGGCAUGCUUUGUAUUUUUAGCAUGAUAACAGUCUAUAUAAUAAAACGUAGUCAUAUAUGAUUUUUCUUUUUUCAAAAUCUGUUUUAUUGGCCUACAAACUAUUUAAGUGGACUAGUCUUUUUCUGAAGGUUUAGUCAGAAUAUUAGUCCUCUACAAUUCAUUUUACCUUUACUUGACCACAACCAUCAAUCAAGAUAAACGGCAGGGGAAGACCAUUAAAAUUCUGAUAGUGCUAACAGGAAGAGAAGCCCAAUGUUUUAAACAGUCCCGACAUUUAUUCACCAAUACGUUGAAAAGAGGAUGCACUAGAAAAAAACACGCUCACGGGGAAAAUCAUUAUACAAAAAUAUGUCCAAGGUAUCUGUAUGUGUGUGAUAACUAAGCAAGGUAUGACUCAAUCCUACCUUGCCCCGGGGGACCUGACUAUUAUGCUAACAUUGAUCAUUGUUGGUCCUUGUGGACUUAAUAGUUUUGCAUUAUGAUGACUGAAGUUUGAUAUUGUGGUUAAGUUAAUUAACUAUAAUGUUGCUUUCGUAUUGUUUAUACAGAUUGAAAGUGAAGAAGAAAAGAAACGCUUUGAAGAGGGAAAAGCACGCUACCUGCAAACAAAAGCAAAGCGACAAGCUCACAUGCAAUCUUUGACGCAGCAAUGAAUGUUUCAUAAAGGGGAUAACGGAAGGAAACAAGGGAAUAAAAAAAUAUUGCACAGAAAAGACAAGCCUUCAGGAUCACGUUUUAAAAAACAGUGUUAUGUAAUGUUAUAUCUUGUUACACUACAGUAUGUUCUUUAUCACAUUCCAUAUCUCCACAUCUACAUUUCAAUUCUCGCUCCAUGUUAAUUCUAAGCAAUGUUAGCUUACACGUUUACCUCCCGGGUGGUGAGAUUUUUCUGUGCACUUUUCAAUUCUCUGGCAAUGGUAACAUACACUAACUGUAAAAGAAUCGGUUUCCUACUUGUAUUUCAUCUAAAGUGUCUUAAAGCACACUUUUCAUGUAAAUAUAGCACUGAGACAUAAUGCUAGCUGAUGUAAAGAUAACAUUAUUUUUCUAAUUUAAGGGUGCUUUGUAUACCUUUGUACAUUUAGUAUUGAGGUAUGAACUACAAGCAUGGGGGCCGAAUUGGGUGAGUGCGUGUCAACACAUUUGCUAGUGAUUUCACUGGCUGAAAACUUACAUAUUUAAUGUUAAUUCUCACCUGAAGCCAGCCUUUUUGUCAGCUCAACAUGUUCAUGUUUAAAAAUAAUCAAAUGUUUUGGACAGUUUUCUAUUUGAACAAAAUACAGCCUCUCCAAUUAAUGCCCAUCUUAAAGGAACACUAUAAGCACUGAAACCACUCCAUCUUAAUGUAGUGAUUUUGGUUCAGACAUGCUGUCCCUUUUUUCAGACAUUGUAAAAUAAUGUUUUCAUUUUUCCAAAAAUCUCUUGUGACUCAGACAGAUGGCUACUAGGAGAACUUCACCCUUAAAGGGAAACCCUUAAUAUAAAGGAAGCAAGUAACAUUCUAACAUUAAAAUUAAAUACAUUUGUUUUUCACAUUAGAUUGUUCCUUUAAAUGUCUAUUCCUUAUGUGUACCUGCCAUCGAAAAGAGUACAGGACUGUUUUAAUGUAGAGAAUACAUUGUUAUUGUGUCAUUGUUUUAGGCAAUGCUAAGUACAUAUAUUAUAUUUAAAUUUAUGUGAAUGAUUUGGGCUGCAUGUACAUUACAUGAGGUGGCCCAGUCAGCAGAUAUAUUGUCAUGAUUUGCAAUGCCCCCAGAAUGCACUACAUGGUGUUAUGCACAUGACUGCACUCAGCCCACUGCCUUGGCCACAGAAAAUCUUUGUUAAAGGGACUAUUAAAGGCACCCAGACCACUUAACCUCAGUGAAGUAAUCUAGGUGCAGUGUCCUGCUGUUUUAACCCUGCAUUGUAAAACAUUGCCGAUCUGUAGGACUUGGGGGGUUAACACGCCUUUAGUAGCUGUUAGGAAGCAGGCACUAGAGGCACUUCCUCUGCUAUAACAGAGUCAAGCUAGGUCAUUGAUGGCUAACCUUGACACCAUAAAUAGUUUCUGGACUACAUUUCCCAUGAUGCUCUGCUAGCUUUUAGAGUAUAAAAGCUAGCUGAGCAUCAUGGGAAAUGUAGUCCAGAAAUGAUUUAUGGUGUCAAGGUUAGCCAUCACUGAACUAAGUUAUAGAUCAAAUGCUGCUUGUAGAGCAGCAUUUGAUUGGUGCAGUGCAACAUUUAGGCAAUCCAUGUGCAUUAGCCUUCCAAUACAUCCCUUUGAUGAUCUCAGCCGGGGAGGUGGAACAUGCAUCCUGGACAAUAGCGUGGCAAGGGAUGAAAGGGAAAUAAAACAUAAUUAUUCAUUGCAAAUGGGGGAGAGGGCCACGACCCUAGGUACGGGUUUGUCUUCCUAAUGCUAUAGUGUUCCAUUAAGAAUAUCUGCUGAACAUUUUACCAGCACACUGUAUAGAUUGAAUGAUAUAGCAUACAUUUGCAGAUAACGUACCCACUUUAAAGGGGAAUUAUCAUAUUUUGUUUACAUAUCCCUAUAUUUAUUAUAUAUAUGUAUUUGUGAUGUCUGAAAUAGAUUAAACGUAGAAAUCCGUACCUAUGUGCCUCCAUCUUAGCUCCCUGUCAAUCAUUGUUAUAAGCGCUGCCCUUUUGUACUUGUACACAGAAUAGAGGAUACAUGAAAUUUCUAUUUCUCUUCUUCAUGUGCAAUAUCUGCCCUGGGUUUGCCUUGUCUGAACUGGAUUGUGAUGCAAUUUCCUAAAUAUUUAAUAAAACAUAAAAGAAAAAUAUAUAAAUGUAAAGAAAAUAAGGAAUCACAUGGAAAAAAGGUGUUCACAAAUGUAUAAAUUGUGUAAAUUCUAGAGUGUUGACAGUUCCCCUUUAAAAUAUUUUCUUGUGCCAAUUCUCAACACAUCUUGCCUUAGAACUUCUCACUGAUCCCUUCCUGGUAGUUUACCGCUAGCUUACUUGCAUACCUUAAACACCAUCUACAUUCUAUCACUGCUACGAUAUUCUGACACUUGAUAAAAACAGAAACGUGCAGAAUUCAGGAUUUAACAAAUAUAUGUAUCAUCAGCCACCAGUUUAUAUAUUCUAGAUCCAAGCACCACAUCUUUAAAAUCUUCAUUUUCUCCUCAGGGAGCUGAUCUCAUAUUCACCCUAAACUGCUGUAAGCAGCACAUUUAUAUAUGCCGUCCACAGUGUAUCUCGUUACAAAGCUUCCCACUGGUCUUUAAAUGACAGAUCUCCCAACCACAGCUUUAACAUUUCACCUGCUUCAUCAUUUUCAAGAAGUUGCCAUUCUAGCAUUGCGUACAGUGCAUGGAAGAUUAGGAUGUAUUUAAUAGCUGUACUAUUACUAUUUUGUUGUAACGCUCGUGCUCCAAAAGAAAAAAUGAAAUAUAUACACACAUCAAUACAUGUAUGUACUAAUAAUUUUGAAAAUGAUUGCAUCAAUUGUAAUACAUAUACAGUGGGACCUUGGUUUACAAACGCCUCGGUUAACAUAAUUUUCGGUUUACAAAUGAAAAUCCAUUGGAAAUAAUGCCUCAGUUUACUAUUUUUUUUUUUUGCAAUACAAAGCAAGUUUCCCCAGGAUGCAUUGCACCUGGGAGGUUUAUAGCACUGCCCCCUGCAUGCUGGAGCCUUGGGUAGCACUUGGCGUUGAGUGUGGAGGAGUUGGAGCGGCUUUUGCAUCGCGUUUUGGAGUCAUUCUGGAAAUUGUUUGCAGUUGUUUUGGGACUUUUUGGUGCAUUUCUCAAGCUGUGGAAAGGUAGGGAGCUGAGCUUUGUCGUUUGCAUGCCUUUUAUUGUGUGUUCUGCAUUGUGGGUUUGUUUCCAUGCCAGCUCAUUUUGACCUUUUUCUGACUUCCAAAACUGAUUAAUUGUUUUUCAAUGCAUUCCUAUGGGAAACAGUGUUUCGGUUUACAAAUUUUUCGCAAAAAGAAAGGUCCCGGAGAACGCAUUAAAUUCGUAAACCGAGGUCCCACUGUAUAGUAAAAAAAACAGAGAAUUUGAAUUAAAGGAACACUCAUAGAGGAACAAAAAAUUCAAACAUUAGGUCGUUAUACCACUUCAACUACCCUAUUUUUGUUUCUUUGGGGAGCAGAAAAAAAACUGCCUUAUAUUAUCUUCAGAACUACUGUAAAUCCUCCCCGAUUUGUCCUGCAUAGACUUUCCCACCUGUACCGGACAUUGUCCAGCUGUUCAUUGAGAAGUGUCUGAAUGGCAAGGCCUGAGAUCGUCAUAGCUCAUCACUUCCUCUUUUAUCUACAGUUCAAAGUGAGGAAGGUGUCACGAAGGACAGGUGAUAUAAUCGUGCAGCACUUCAGCAAGCUGAACUUCUUAAGGUGCUUGGAGUGUUCUGUGAAAGAAGAUCUUAGAAAGUCAGCAGACUUUCCAUAUUUAAAGUACACCUGUCAUAGCAAAUAUGACUGUUUCACGUUAGAAAGAAUACAUUUUUUAUCUAUAGUGUGCUACCAAAUUUCUAGGAAUGUAUAGAUGGAAUGUUAAUUUAUUAUGCACCUUUUGAUCUCCUUAGUCACAUUUGCUAUACAAAUCUACAAAUAUGGCGGCCAUUGCAAUCUACGUGUUUCUGUCUAUGCAGCGGCCAGUUCUUUCCAUGAUCUUUUUGAUGGAGAAGGAAAUGAUAUUAAACUUAGUAUAUUUUUUUUAAACAGAGUUUGCUGGAAAUUUUGCCAGAAUAAUAAAUACGUUAAAUCCAUACCUACCUGAAGGUGUACCAGUCAUCCUCACUUCUUGUAGGUAACUGUUUCAAUUUAAACCAAAAUAAGAAAUUUAAAGAAAGUUUCAUAUUUAUAUAUUUUUAUUUAUUUUUUGCAUGUAUUUUGGCCACAAUUUCCAAUUUUUAAAAAGAGUUGUCGACGAACCAUCCCUUUAACCUCAGUUAUUGAAACAAAUAUAUGAAAAUGCAAUCUUUCAUAAAGGAAUUUAUAUGAAUAUUAAUUGCCCAAAAAAAUAUUGUAUAUGUAAAAGUUUUACAAUCACUCACUAGAUAAACCAAAUGAUAUAUUUCUCAAUUAAAAUUUACUGUUGCCAUAAAUUACAACAUCUGUCUUGAUGUCAUUGUAUUUCCUAAAAGUGUCAUAUUUUGCAGAUUUGCACACUCUAAGAAAUAUUAACAAGCGAUGUGUUAUUAUCAGGAACUACAUGAAAGUGACGCAUAUGUGUUACUGAAUUUGAAACCCCUUAUAGAGAUACGGAAAGUGAGCAGAUGCAAUGUUCCAGUAUUAGGCAAGCAUAAGUGCCUUAUUAACGUACAUAUCACACAAUUUAAAUACUUGUUCACAGAGACAGUCUACAAUGAUGUCAUGGGUGCUAAUAUGCUAGAAUUUACAUCAAUGCUACGAAAAUAUGCAUUGCAGCAUUAAAGUAAAUAACUAAAUUUCCAUUUUUACAAUUAUUGCAUUACAGUAUUGCAUUGAAGGGACACAAGACUCCUAAAGCACUUCAGCAUGCUGAAGUGUUUUUUGUAUGUAGUGGGUCUUCUUUUUCUAAUUUUAGAAAAAGUAUAGAUUUCAAUAGAAAUUGGCACUUUUAUAAAUUAACCUUGUCACACCCCUUUGGCUGUCAAUCAGACAACUGGUCCGUUACUUCCUGGCUGUUUAGCUCAGUGGAGUUAAAUUCUGGAGGCAGCUAUUGCUCAGACUUCUCUUUGAGCUGCAUUAGGAAGUCAGCGAUUGGACAGCAGAAACGUACAGAAACUAAGGGCUGGGUUAGGAGGGGAGGUUUUGCAAAGGCUUCAGACAUGAGAUCUGCAGUUUUUGAAAGCUGUUUUUAGAUAUGUUGCCUACGAAAUAAAAUACAUAAUUAAAUGCAUGCUUAUUUUAAUAGGAGGUAUAUUUACUGAACAGCAAUUAUUUAGUGAAAGGAACAGUGUAGUGUCCCUUUAAGCAUACGAAUGACUAUUACAUACCUUUUAGCACUGCCUCUGCAGUUGCUCCCUACUUACACCACUCUGAAGAAAAAAAAUGUCUCCCCAACCAGACACACAAUGAAGUAAUGAAGCUUAAAGCAGAAUCCCGCAUUCUAAAUAGGCGCUAACAAGCCCUAUGCAUUUAGUAUCUUAUGGGCACCUACUUGUACAAAUGUAAGUGCAUAAGUCUAUUAAUAAGAAGUUACCAACAAUUUGGUGAAUGGCCUCUAUACCUGUUUCCUAUUUAUAAAGAAUAAGGGUUUGAUUUUAUUCUUUUAUUAUAUUAUGCACUUCCUCCAGAGAGCAGGUAAUGUCACCAUAAAGCAGGGAUUGAAGUGUACAACUAAAAAAUACCUCCUCCAACAUUAAGUCAGUAACAUGUUUAAUAAAUGUGUGUGGAUAUUUCCUAAUUGCAUUUUCUCUGUAUUAUAAUUAAGAUUCUUGUUCAGUGCGAUGAUGGAAAAUGUUAUCAAAUGCUAAUCUAGUAGGUAAUAAAUUAAGGAAAAUAGUAUUCUGAUAACUGGAGACCAUACAACUACAAACUGCAUUAACAUGUUUUUUUCUUUGGAGUUGCAUAUUGUGAGAAAUUGCUGCUUAAAAUGCCUACAUUAAAGCACAUGUAUUGUAAUACAAUUAAAGAAACAAUGGUUAUUUUUUUUUUCUCCUAAUGAUUUAAUGUAUGUUUUCACAAUGAAAAGAAUGAAACAUAAAACAAAAUGUUAG
Pelobates cultripes (western spadefoot toad) is the source of this 26319-nucleotide messenger RNA. Lineage: Eukaryota; Metazoa; Chordata; Amphibia; Anura; Pelobatidae. The record is from the annotation of a GenBank genome assembly.